AUGGCUUUUGAGACAAACUACCCAGUUCCCUACCGCAGCAAGCUCACCGAGCCAUUCGAGCCCGGACAGACCCUCAUUGUUAAGGGGAAAACUGGCGAGGAUUCGGUCAGAUUCACGAUCAACUUGCACAACUCAUCGGCGGAUUUCUCGGGCAACGACGUUCCCCUUCAUAUCUCCGUUCGUUUCGAUGAGGGAAAGAUUGUGUUCAACACGUUCUCAAAGGGCGAAUGGGGAAAAGAAGAGCGCAAAUCGAAUCCAUGGAAAAAGGGAGAUGAUGUCGAUAUCCGUAUCCGCGCUCAUGACAGCAAAUUCCAGAUCUUUGUUGAUCAGAAAGAGCUCAAAGAGUACGAGCACCGAGUGCCCCUUUCGGCGAUCACUCAUUUCUCGAUCGAUGGCGAUGUUAUCGUGAAUCACAUUCACUGGGGCGGAAAAUACUAUCCAGUUCCAUACGAGUCAGGCUUGGCUCACGACGGUUUGGCGCCGGGAAAAACUCUCGUUGUUUAUGGAUGCCCGGAGAAGAAAGCAAAACGCUUCCACAUCAAUCUUUUGAAGAAAAAUGGAGAUAUCGCACUCCACUUCAAUCCACGAUUUGAUGAGAAGGCAAUCAUUCGCAACUCGUUGAUCGCCAACGAAUGGGGAAAUGAGGAACGCGAAGGAAAGAUUCCAUUCGAGAAGGCCGUUAUCUUCGACUUGGAGAUUCACAAUGAGGAGUACGCUUUUGCGAUCAAUGUGAACGGUGAGCGUUUCGCCUCGUAUGCGCACCGUCUCGAGCCUCAUGAGCUCAAUGGAUUGCAAAUCGGCGGCGAUGUUGAGAUCACCGGAAUCCAAAUCCGU
Molecule: messenger RNA, 834 nt
Organism: Mesorhabditis belari
Lineage: Eukaryota; Metazoa; Nematoda; Chromadorea; Rhabditida; Rhabditidae
Source: the annotation of a GenBank genome assembly